Messenger RNA from Cygnus atratus (black swan), 1768 nucleotides. It is a transcript of the gene SNUPN, whose product is annotated as snurportin 1. The record is from RefSeq and is a predicted model, not a curated record. Gene Ontology annotation, molecular function: protein binding; nuclear import signal receptor activity. Lineage: Eukaryota; Metazoa; Chordata; Aves; Anseriformes; Anatidae. Gene Ontology annotation, biological process: protein import into nucleus; snRNA import into nucleus. The transcript is spliced from 8 exons. Gene Ontology annotation, cellular component: nucleus; cytoplasm. Bases 29 to 1084 code for a protein of 351 amino acids.
GUGGGCGGAAGUGCGCGCGGGCGUUGCUAUGGAGGAGCUGAGCGCGGCCUUGCAGGCCUUGGCGGAGCCCGCGGCGCCGCACCCGCGGCUCGGCGCCUACAAGGGCCGCUCCGGGGGGGGGCUGGGGCAGGCCGAGCGCCGGCAGCGCCUCCUCCGCCUCCAGAGAGAGAGGCGGCUGGACUACGUGAACCAUGCCAGGAGGCUGGCAGAGAACGACUGGGUUGGGGUGGAGAGCGAGGAGGAGGAGGAGGAGGAGGAGGAGGAGGAGAUGGAGGUGGAGAGGAAGCUGCCCAAGCGCUACGCCAACCAGCUGAUGCUGUCCGAGUGGCUGAUCGACGUCCCCCUGGACCUGGAGCAGGAGUGGGUUGCAGUGGUGUGUCCUGUCGGGAAGCGGGCGCUAGUCGUGGCCUCCAGGGGCUCCACAGCAGCUUACACCAAGAGCGGCUUCUGUGUCAACAGGUUCCCCUCCCUGCUCCCGGGGGGAAACCGGCACAAUUCAAUGAGUGAGAAAGUGUACUGCAUCUUGGACUGCAUCUACAGCGAGGCGCAGCAGACGUACUACAUCCUCGACGUGAUGUGCUGGAGGGGACACCCCGUGUACGACUGCCAGACUGACUUCAGAUUCUUCUGGCUCUUCUCAAAGAUCCAAGAGGAGGAAGGGCUGGGAGAGAAAAGCAGGAUUAAUCCAUACAAAUUUGUGGGCCUGCAGAAUUAUCCCUGCACCGCAGAGAGCCUGUGUACGGUGCUGGCCACGGACUUCCCGUUCGAGGUCGACGGACUUCUCUUCUACCACAAGCAAACCCACUACACGCCCGGCAGCACGCCGCUGGUGGGCUGGCUCCGGCCUUACAUGGUGCCCGAAAUCCUGGGGCUCGCCGUGCCCGCCACGUCGCUCACAGCCAAGCCAGACUACGCUGGGCGUCAGCUCCAGCAGAUCAUCGAGAGCAAGAAGAGUAAAAAGCUGGCAGCGGGGCAGCCGAGGGCUGCUGGGGACGGGCAGUACGAGUUGGAACACUUGUCUACCCCCCAGCCAGCAGACUCUCCGGAGGGCCGGGAGGAAGCAGCGAGCAGGAUGGAGAAUUAGGCUGCUGUGGCAGCCUGCUUGGGUGAGGAGGAAGGAGAAGGUUUCUCGCUGCCUUUGAGGGCAGCAAAGGUAAUCGUUAUAGGAUGGCUUUGUGUAAAGGGCACGGAAGUGCUCUGAGAGCCACUUUUUGGCCUCGCAGAAGCGAGGGCCUCAGCAGGAUCGUCCGGUUCUGCUCAGGCAGUCACGUGCUGUGAAAUAAAAUAACCUGUCCCGAGCUGCAGGGCUCCCAGCUCAGCCCCAGCCCCUGCUUCUGUCUGAGGCUCUGGCAAGCCUCCAGGCCAGGACCAGCGCUCGGAGCCGUGGGCUGCGGAUCCUGCCGCAUGGCUCCUGCUCGUGGGGCGCGGAUCGUGCUGGCAGCCCUGCCUGCGGGGCGCAGGAAGUCACGGGGCGCUGCAGCCUUCUGCUCCAGCUGUUUGCCGAGGCCUUCUCAAUGAAAGUUUUGUGGUCAGCCUGCUUCUAGUAACAGAAGUCUGCAGCGGGCUGCUGUAGGUCUGCAGGCAGGGCUUUCCACGCCCACGUGUUACUGAGAAACUCGCUCUCCUUGCAUCACAGCUGGCCCUGCCUCUCAGCACAGCUCCGUGCUGCGUGAGCCCGAGCCUGUGCUCCGGGCUUUUCUCGGCAGAGGGAGGAAGGAAUGAUUUCGCUCUCAAAGCUGAUUGUGCCAAAUAAAAGGCUUCUCAGAAA